Rotaria sp. Silwood1 is the source of this 2100-nucleotide messenger RNA. The record is from the annotation of a GenBank genome assembly. Lineage: Eukaryota; Metazoa; Rotifera; Eurotatoria; Philodinida; Philodinidae.
AUGGAAACAAAUCAAAAUGAAACAUGGUCAGUCAUGCUUAAUCCACAGCCAAAUGAUAUCCAACAAGGUUAUCUUGGAAAUUGUUGGCUCAUGGCUGCUUUGGCGCUUGUUACUCAACGUCCUCGUAUGCUAUCACAUAUUCUCCUAACAUCAACAGUGAAUGAUCAAGUUUCAAAUAUAAAGCCAUUAGGUUUCAAUGUUCAAGGAACAUGGCAAAUGAGUGGUGUUAAUCGAGCAAUGAGAUUACACAAAUAUCAUGAUAAAGAAUAUUUUACGGUACACAAAGAUGCACAAUAUGCACCUAGUGGUGAUGAACGAUCAUUACUAAGUUUAAUUAUUUAUUUGAAUGAUGACUUUGAAGAAGGAUUAACAAUUAAGGAAGAAAUCGAAGCUUAUGGUGGUCUAGAUCAUGGUUAUGAAUGCAUUACAAUAAAACCAAAAAAGGGUCAUGCUAUUCUAUUUACACAUAAUCUUUUACAUGAAGCUGUAGUACCGGAAACAAAUAAUUCUAAUGAUAUCAAAGAACGUAUCGUACUACGAACUGAUAUACUUGUUCAACGAAAAGAAAAACCAUUAGGAUUUGCAGUAAGUCAGGAAGAAAGGGAUGAUUAUUAUGCAUAUUUAAAUUUUUUUCGUGAAGCACAACAAAAUGAAUUGAAAAUAUGUAAAGGUUUGAAUAAAUCGGUAAAUAAUAUUGAUAUUGGAGAAUUAUAUGAACGUUCAUUAUCUAUUCGAUAUUGUUAUCCACGUUUACUUGAAUUAAAGUCAAGAGAAUCAACGAUGGAUUUAGACGAACAAAAAUCAUUGAUCGAGCAAUUACCAACUGAAAUGUGGCUUUCCAUAUUCAAACAUUUAGAUAAACAAGAUAUUCAACAUUUAAUAUUUGCUUUUCCUGAUUUUCAGUUGCUGAAAGUUGUUUGGGAAGCUCAAGAAUUAAAAAAUUUUGAACAAGACACAUCUCGGCCGAAAUUUAUUCCAACAAUCGAUACUCAGUAUGGUAGUCAAACAUUAUUUCGAUUCACGGAUUCGAAUUUUUUCAAUCAACAUAUUAAUCAAUGUUGUCGUGUUGUAGCUGUUUAUGCUUUCUUUCUAUUAGGACACGGCAAAGACGCGACAACUUAUACUGUGCAUUAUGAUCGAAAUACACAUGAAGUAUGUGAAGUGGACAUGAAAAAAAUUCUGUCAGAUGUAUUUUAUAAUCAAAAUUGUUAUGGUUCUCUCUAUCGAGUUGUUCAAAAAGACAAAAAAGAACGACAGCCAAUGAUCGAUUUGGAUCAUAGUGUUGAUCGUACUUACAUGACAAAUCGACAUCAAUCACAGUUUAUUGAACAAGAUCUACUUUCGCGUUUUCAUUUUAAGAUGAAAAUGGUUUAUGAAUCUAAAGACAAAGAACGAAGUUGGAAGAGAUUUGGGUAUGAAUCAGAUCGUAAACUCGAUAUUCUUUACCUCCAACGGAAACAUGCUUUAUGUGAUCAAAGCGCACUUGUUGGUCCAUAUGAAGCUCCGAGUCGUUAUGAGAAACAUUUUUAUACGUCAGAUGCGACAAUAUACUCAAGAAAUGAUACAAUCGGUUAUCAUGAACAAUUAUUGGGGCAGAUCGAGCCAAACUCCGGUGUAAGUCUAUGUCGAAUGCUUGCUGCGAAAGAUCAUGUCACGAAAGAAUUUCUUUGUGAUUGUUCACUAUUUACUACAGAUAUAAAUGAAGUUAAGGAUUUAAUCGUUUGUUAUAAUCAGCUUAUAUUUGAUUUCGAUACGCAUCAAUUGGCUGUUGAACAUUUAUAUGAUAAAAUGCCACAUGAUCUUGAUGUAAGGACACCCUCUUGGUACUACGGGUCUCUGUUGUACCGUUGUGUUCGAAAAUUACAAGAUUCAAUGCCACAAGCAAAUCCUAUUUCAUUCUGUCGGGUUAAUAUUGAAAAGUUGGCAGAAGAAAUAAAAGGUUUCAAUCAUGCAUCGUGUCAAUGCUCAUAUCCAGCAAUAAAAGACAAUCAAUUUUCAUUCCUUGACUAUACAUAUUUGUCACAUGUUGACUUAGCUAUUGUUAAAAAUAACGAUCAUGUAUUUGUUUUGGCGGUUUAUGGUGGAGUCGCCGCUUUAUGA